Molecule: messenger RNA, 1240 nt
Organism: Nicotiana attenuata
Lineage: Eukaryota; Viridiplantae; Streptophyta; Magnoliopsida; Solanales; Solanaceae
Product: homeobox-leucine zipper protein ATHB-13-like
Exons: 3
Coding region: 155-1072 (305 amino acids)
Biological process (GO): positive regulation of DNA-templated transcription
Cellular component (GO): nucleus
Molecular function (GO): DNA-binding transcription factor activity, RNA polymerase II-specific; sequence-specific DNA binding
Source: RefSeq, a predicted model, not a curated record
CUUCCUACCCCAUGUUAAUGUCCCCCAUUCCAUGUUCCCACUUCAAAAUUUAGACCUCUGACUUCACACCCUCAAUAGUUGACACGCAUACCAUAUAUACAGUAGCUUACUAUUGGAAAUAAAAUCUUAUGAGAUAUUUUUAGCUAACAUUAAUAUGCUUUCUGGUACUACAGGGAUCAUGGCCUUUGUUCCUUCUACUCCUCAAACUUCUAUCAAGUUUCAAGAUAAUCACAUUCCUUCCACCUCCCCUAAAGUUUUUCCUUCUCCUUGUAAUAUUCCUCAUCAAGACUUCAUUGGUGUAUCAUCAAUGUUAAUGAGGAGAUCGAUGUCGUUUUCGGGUGUGGAGAGGUGCGAUAAUCAUCAAGAUUUGAGAGUGGACGAUAAUGAAAUGUCUGAUGAUGAUGGAUCUUCACAAUUGCUAGGGGAGAAGAAGAAGAGGCUUAAUUUGGAACAAGUGAAGGCACUGGAGAGAAGUUUUGAAAUGGCUAACAAGCUUGAGCCUGAGAGGAAAAUUCAGUUGGCUAGAGCUUUAGGGUUGCAGCCUAGACAGAUUGCAAUUUGGUUUCAGAACAGAAGAGCAAGGUGGAAGACUAAACAAUUGGAAAGAGAUUAUGAGAUCUUGAAGAGACAAUAUGAUGCACUUAAGUCUGAUAAUGAUGCACUCAAGACUCAAAAUAAGAAUCUUCAUUCCGAGCUCCAGUCAUUAACUCUGAGGAACAGAGAAUCAGGCGGCGGAGGUACACAAAUGAUUAAUCUAAACAAAGAAAACGAGGGAUCUUGGAGUAAUGGAAGCGACGACAACAACAGUAUAGACGUAAAUCUUGGAACAACCACAACUACAAGGACAUCAUCAGGUGACAGCCCAUUUUACUCCAAGAAUAAUGUUUUCCCAGAAUCCAGCCCAAUCCCUCUGGCCCAGCUCUUUCAUCAGAGCUCAUCAAGAUCAGAUCUCCAGUGCCACAAGAUUGAUCCAACGGUCCCAGAUGAUCAAGGUUUCUGCAAUAUGUUUGUUACUCCCGUGGAUGAUCAGACAAAUUUUUGGCCAUGGCCAGAGCAGCAACAGUUCAAUUAAUCUUCUUUAAUAUCAUUCAACGGUUGUCCUUUUUGUUCUUAUUAUCAAUAGUUUAUUCCUUAAUUGGGUGUAUAGCAAAUCAUGUAAGAAUUAUUACCAAGCACUUGAUAGUGACAUGUGAGAAAUUUCAAAGUGAUGUUUCUUUUUUAUGUCUUUUUAUUUUCCUUA